AUGGGAUCAUUAUGGAAUAAACCAGGAGGAUGGAGGAAUCCUAUGAUGUUAUUGGAAGCCUGGAUUUCUGUUGAACAUGUUUUGAAGCAAGUUGAAGAUCUCUUAUGUAGUUCAUUUUGUACUACUGUUGAUGAAUACAGCUUGAUACUCCGAAUGAUGCCUAAGUAUUCUCAAUGUUUUAGACAUUCCACAAAGUACUUUAAGCUCUUCUCCGAUUACUUUGGAGCGACAACAAUGUCGUGUAACAUACGAGUCUCACCAUCAGUUGGACUUCUAAACUUUAUACUAUCUCUUAUGGUAAAUUCUAGCCUCUUAGGAGUGAAUCCUAGUACUCAUAAGCCCAUUAGCAGCACUCACUACAGUGGUAUUCGAAUCCUGAGCUCCCAAAAAUCGCAGACGGGCCACGCGUAUGAUAAUACUCAAAGGGAAAUCGUAAAUUGA
Striga asiatica is the source of this 441-nucleotide messenger RNA. NCBI's taxonomy places the organism in Eukaryota, Viridiplantae, Streptophyta, Magnoliopsida, Lamiales, Orobanchaceae. The record is from the annotation of a GenBank genome assembly.